Molecule: messenger RNA, 502 nt
Organism: Malaya genurostris
Lineage: Eukaryota; Metazoa; Arthropoda; Insecta; Diptera; Culicidae
Exons: 2
Coding region: 147-281 (44 amino acids)
Source: RefSeq, a predicted model, not a curated record
AUGCUUUUUUAUUCGCUCAACAAAUUAAAUCAUUCACUUUCAUUGCAGUAUUGAGUGAGAAAAAUUUUUUCCAAAUGUUGGUGUAAAAUUUUUACCUGGCACCACUGGUAUAGACUGUGCCAUAACAUUGUUUGCGUAAUUCAUUCAUGUCCUUAUUAAGCCUUUGGCGACGCUAUCGUGUUGUUAUAAUUUUUCCAGCAUUGACUAUUAGCUCUAUUGCUGCAGAUUAUACGCACACUCGUAAGUGGAAACUGAGCCAACAGCAGCAGCAACAUCAGUAAAAUGGUUUUUGGAAUCACAAAACAGUACGUUUUGGUCUUUAUUCCUUUGGCCGGAUUUGGAUUCGGAUGGUUUUUAGACUGCAAAGAAACUGAGCGUAUGACGAUGUUCCGUGAUAAAAGCGCAUUGUAUGGCAGAAUACUGAAGGAGGGUGAAAAACCAUCGUGGCCUUAAAGGCGACAUUUUACCAUAGUAUGAAAUAUACUGAUUAAAUCUUAAAGAA